Molecule: messenger RNA, 3663 nt
Organism: Ochlerotatus camptorhynchus
Lineage: Eukaryota; Metazoa; Arthropoda; Insecta; Diptera; Culicidae
Exons: 3
Coding region: 1-3663 (1220 amino acids)
Molecular function (GO): nucleic acid binding; zinc ion binding
Source: RefSeq, a predicted model, not a curated record
AUGGCACCCGGUGGCGCAUCCACACCAUCGAUGCGAGCAUUGACGGCAAGAUUGAAGCAGAUACAGCUGUCGCUCAAUGACAUCCACCGAUUCAUUCAAGCUUUUACGGAAUCCAAUAACAUUACCGAGGUGGAGGUACGUGUUGAGAAACUGGACGAGCUUUGGGAGAGCUUUAGUGCAACCAUGGUGGAGAUCUACGCUCAUGACGAAUUCAAGGCUGAGAAGAUUUCACUGGAGAAGGAACGCAGCGAGUUCAGCGAUCGCUAUUACGAGAUCAAGUCCUUCCUAAUGGACAAGAUCAAGGAGCUCCAGAAACCCCAAGUACUGGAGCAGUCCUUCCGAGCUGGUGAGGGAACAACGUCAGUUACCAUGGAGCACGUACGUCUACCGCAGAUCAAGCUGCACACAUUCAGUGGAGACAUCGACGAGUGGCUGAGCUUCCGUGACUUGUUCACGUCGCUAAUCCAUUGGAAGGCAGAUCUACCGGAUGUGGGAAAAUUCCAUUAUCUGAAGGGCUGCCUUCAAGGGGAACCCAAAGGCUUGAUCGAUCCACUCCCGAUCACGGCAGCCAAUUACCAGGUGGCAUGGGAUACGCUGUUGAAACGCUACAACAACAGCAAACAGCUGAGGAAGCGGCAGGUACAAGCUCUCUUCAAGCUACCCAUGCUUUCGAAGGAAUCCGGAGCUGACUUGCACAUACUGUUUGAAGGCUUCGAACGUAUUGUGCAGACUCUCGACCAAGUCAUCCAACCGGCUGAAUAUAAGGAUCUUCUGCUGGUGAACAUCCUUACAGCUCGAUUGGACCCGGUCACGCGUAGAGGGUGGGAAGAGGUCUCAUCUACAAAGAAGGAGGAUACUUUGGAGGAUUUAUGUGAAUUCAUUCAGCGUAGAAUCCAGGUUUUGGACAGCUUGCCACCGAAGCCCGUCGAUACUAGGGGUCUCGGCCAAUUGCAACAACAACCGAAACCGAAGGCUCAAUCAAUGAAGGUCAACUACGGUGCACAAACAUCUACGGGACGUUGCAUUGCCUGUUCAUCGGAUCACCUUCUUCAUCAGUGCAACAAAUUUCAAGGGAUGGCAGUCUCGGACAGGGAUGGUCUUGUUAAAUUAAAUGGACUCUGUCGAAACUGCUUAAGGUCAGGACACCACGCUAAGGAUUGCCAGUCAAAAUUCUCGUGCAGGAACUGCAAGGGACGUCACCACACGCUUGUAUGUUUCAAACCGGCGAAGGAAAAGGGAUCCAAGGUUGCGACAGUUGCUGGGGGUAACAAGUCGUCCAAUUCUGAGGAUCAGCAAGGGUCAUCUGGUUUAUCAACCACACAAGUUGCUACCGUAGCAGCUACGGAAACUGCAGCACCCGCUGCAGCUCAACAACAAUCAACCCAAGUGCUUUUGGCAACGGCAGUUGUGGUUAUCGAGGAUGAUGUUGGCAAUCGUCAUCCAGCUCGUGCUCUUCUGGACUCCGGGUCCGAAAUUAACUUCAUUACGGAGCGAUUGAGUCAGCGGUUACAAGUUACGCGAAAUCGGGUGGACAUUUCGGUAGCCGGGAUAGGUCAAGCAGCUACAAAGGUUCGGCAAGGGAUUCAAGCGGUAUUGCGGUCACGUGUAUCUGACUUCUCUCGUGAAUUAGGCUACCUAGUCCUGCCAAAGGUCACGGUGAACCUUCCAACUGCCACCGUCAACACGGAUACAUGGACUAUUCCAAGUGGGAUUCAACUGGCGGAUCCUAUGUUCUUCGAAUCGAACGCAGUGGAUAUCGUGCUCGGUAUCGAAUGCUUCUUCGACUUCUUUGAAACCGGACGGAGAAUCUCUCUAGGAGCAAACCUUCCAUCCUUAAAUGAGUCCGUGUUUGGAUGGGUCAUCAGUGGUGGGAUUUUGGAACCAAAUCGCUCUCGGCAUAUCAACUGCAACGUCUCAUCAGUGGUUGGCCUGGAUGAGUUAAUCUCCCGCUUCUGGUCCUGUGAGGAGGUUGAUUCAGGCAAGGUUCACUCACUGGAAGAAAAACAGUGUGAAGAUAACUAUGUCAACACGGUUCAACGAGGUUCGGACGGUCGGUACACCGUCUCACUGCCGAAGGAUGAAGAUGCCAUCUCACGGUUGGGCGAGUCUAAGGACAUCGCAUAUCGGCGUCUCCAAGGAACGGAACGCAGACUUGACAGGGAUCCAUCACUCCGUGAGCAAUACAACGCUUUCAUGGAGGAAUACGUCAAGCUCGGCCACAUGCGGGAGGUGGAUGAAACUGAACUGGAGGUAAAACGGUGCUAUCUUCCGCACCACCCAGUGCUCAAGGAGGCAAGCACCACUACCAAGGUACGGGUGGUCUUUGAUGCGUCAUGCAAGACAUCAAGCGGAGUAUCUCUCAACGACGUUCUGAAGACAGGGACAGUUCUUCAGGAGGAACUUCGAUCCAUUAUUCUUCGCAGUCGGACAUGGCAGAUCAUGAUUGUCUCGGACGUAGAGAAAAUGUUCCGCCAAAUCCUCAUCUUCCUUCUGGAACGUGCCUUACAAUGCAUUCUCUGGCGUUUUUCACCUGCGGAGGUUAUUAAGAUCUACGAGCUCAACACGGUUACGUAUGGCACAAAAUCGGCACCAUUUUUGGCCACAAGGACACUCAAGCAGUUAGCGAUGGACGAGGAGAAGACAUUUCCUCUUGCGGCAAGAGCGGUGCUUGAAGAUACUUAUAUGGACGACGUAAUCACGGGUGCGAAUGAUGUGGAAACAGCAAGAGAACUGCAGAUCCAAUUGAAUAAGAUGAUGUCAGCUGGUGGCUUUCAGCUACGCAAAUGGGCUUCAAACUGCCCGGCUGCUCUAACGGGGGUUCCAGAAGAGAACUUAGCUAUUCGGCCUUCAGAUGGAAUUGAUUUGGAUCCAGAUCCAGCCGUAAAGACCUUGGGGUUGACCUGGAUUCCAUCUACGGACAUGCUGCGGUUUCAGUUUACCAUUCCCACUUUGGCCAACGGUGAAUUACUUACGAAAUGGAACGUAUUAUCGAUGAUUGCGACCUUGUUCGAUCCUCUCGGGCUUUUGGGACCAGUUAUCACCAUGGCGAAGAUAUUCAUGCAGCGGUUGUGGACGAUACUGGAUGGGAAUGGUCAUACACUGGAUUGGGACCACCCCCUACCUCCAACGGUGGGUGAGGCGUGGCGUAAAUUCCACGAGCAACUACCUCUUCUCAAUCAACUCCACAUCGAACGCUGUGUUCUCAUCCCAGAAACAGUAGCAGUCGAAAUUCACUGUUUCUCCGACGCCUCGGAGAAGGCAUAUGGCGCCUGUCUGUAUCUUCGGAGCACUAAUGCGGGCGGAGAGGUGAAGGUUCGACUUCUUUCGUCUAGAUCAAAGGUUGCUCCGUUGAAAUGUCAGAGUAUUCCUAGACUGGAGCUCUGUGGAGCACUUCUGGGAGCUCAACUAUUCGCCAAGACAUCCUGGAAAACCAAUUCUGGUGGCGAGGACCUACCUGGCUGGAGGAGAACUCAGACCAAUGGCCUAGAUCACCGGAGAUACAAUCAACAGGAGAGGUUGAAGAAGAAAAACGUCGAACGGUUAUCGCAGGAUGCGUUUCCACACUCGCAGAGUUCAACCAUGAGUACAUUCCACGACAUCCUUUCACCCGGUUAUUGCUGCAACACUACCACGAGCGUCUACUUCAUGCGGGACCUCAGCUGA